Elgaria multicarinata webbii is the source of this 3558-nucleotide messenger RNA. RefSeq names its product zinc finger protein ZFP2-like. The coding region runs from base 383 to 2395 and encodes 670 amino acids. Gene Ontology annotation, cellular component: nucleus. NCBI's taxonomy places the organism in Eukaryota, Metazoa, Chordata, Lepidosauria, Squamata, Anguidae. Gene Ontology annotation, molecular function: RNA polymerase II cis-regulatory region sequence-specific DNA binding; DNA-binding transcription factor activity, RNA polymerase II-specific. The transcript is spliced from 6 exons. Gene Ontology annotation, biological process: regulation of transcription by RNA polymerase II. The record is from RefSeq and is a predicted model, not a curated record.
CUGGGAGGUUUGCAUGGUGCUCGCGACUGCAGCCUCUCUUCGCCUGCAGAGGAGCAGGACAGUCCUUUCCUGAAGGGAGAAAUUGGAAGCUAAAGAAGAAAAUUUUACUGGUGGUAGCAGAGAUGGAGAAGACAGCAUAGACGGAAGAGCAAAACUUUGCUGGCCCUGAGGAGGGAAAAGGCCCCUGUAUCAUCCAGGAAGGGAGCAGUGCAGAGCCCUGGGAAAGAAGAGUACAUUGAUGGUGCUAUAUAAAUAAAUAAAUAAAUAAAUAAAUAAAUAAAUAAAUAAAUAAAUAAUAAGAGUGCAGCAGAACCAGCCUGGGAGCAACCCCAGCCCAGACGUGGAGUGCCAGCCCUUCAGGGACAUCUGCUACCAGGAGGCCAUGGGGCCCCGAGACGUUUGCAGCUAUCUCCACUACCUUUGCCACCAGUGGCUGAAGCCAGAAAGGAACACGAAAGCUGAGAUGCUAGACCUGGUGGUCCUGGAGCAGUUCUUGGCCGUCCUGCCCAUGGAGAUGGCAAGCUGGAUCAGAGAAUGUGGAGCGGAGACCAGUUCCCAGGCGGUGGCCCUGGCAGAAGGCUUCCUCCUGAGCCAGGCAGAGGACGAAGAGCAGGUGCAGAGGAUGUUGGCCAAAGCACCCACAGAUUUCCCCAACGCAGAGAAGGAUCCAUCAGGCAUCACACAGAGGCCGCUGGACAGGUGGAUCUUGCAGGAGGGUGAGGGAGGACCCUCCUCACUGGGGGACGGACAAACCCGCAGAGAAAGUGAUUGGAUCCUGGGGGAUUCUUCUUGGCCUCCUUUGCUUGGUGGUGGAGUGGAAGCGGUUUCUGCGCAGCCUGGGCAGGGUCCGGUGACUUUUGAGGAGGUGGCCGUGUAUUUCUCGGAGGAGGAGUGGGCUCUGCUGGAUCCAGGCCAAAGGACUCUGCACAAGGAAGUCAUGGAGGGGAAUCUUGAGAUCCUGUCCUCUCUGGGUGAUUGCAGGGAGAGCAAGGAAAAUGGCAUAAACCAGAGAAUAAAAACUGAAACUGAAGAGGAGUGGGAAACGAAAUCCAUUUUUUUUGAAGGGUCAGACGUCUGUGAAAUUCUAAUACCAGAAGAACCAAGCAAUAGGAACAUUCACAAUAGGAAGACACAGUGGAAAACCUUUCAUGAUAUAAAGACUCAGAAGAUUUACCUUACCAAAUAUCAACCAUUUCACAGAGAAGAGAAAAGAUUUCAGUGCUUGCAUAAAAGAAUUCACUUAGGAGAUAAGCCCUAUGAAUGUUCAGAGUGUGGAAAGAGCUUCACUAUGAGCGGCCUGCUUAAGUCACAUCAAAGACUUCACACAGGGGAGAAGCCCUAUAAUUGCUCAGAGUGUGGAAAGAGCUUCACUAUGAGUGGCCUGCUUAAGUCACAUCAAAGAAUUCACACAGGUGAGAAGCCCUAUGUUUGCUUAGAGUGCGGAAAGAGCUUUGCUCAGAGCAGGAACCUUAAGCAACAUCAAAGACUUCACACAGGGGAGAAGCCCUAUAAUUGCUCAGAGUGUGGAAAGGGCUUCACUACAAGUGGCCUGCUUAAGUCACAUCAAAGAAUUCACACAGGUGAGAAGCCCUUUGUUUGCUUAGAGUGCGGAAAGAGCUUUGCUCAGAGCACAAACCUUAAGAAACAUCAAAGAAUUCACACAGGGGAGAAACCCUAUGAAUGUUCAGAGUGUGGAAAGAGCUUCAGUCAGAGAAGACACCUUAAUCAACAUCAAAUUAAACAUACAGGGGAGGCGCCCUAUAAAUGCUCAGAGUGCGGAAAGAGCUUCACUAUGAGCAAACUACUUAAGUCACAUCAACAACUUCACUCAGGGGAGAAGCCCUAUAAAUGCUCAGAGUGCGGAAAGAGCUUCAGUUCGAGUGGCUGUCUUAAGUUACAUCGAAGAAUUCAUACAGGCGAGAAGCCCUACAAAUGCCUACAGUGCGGAAAGAGGUUCAGUCAGAGCAAACACCUUAAUCAACAUCAAAGAAUUCACACAGGGGAGAAGCCCUACAAAUGCCUAGAGUGUGGAAAGAGCUUUAGUCAGAGUGGCCACCUUAAGCGACAUGAAAGAAUUCACACAGGGGAGAAGCCCUAUGAAUGCUCAGAGUGUGGAAAGAGCUUCACUAUGAGCGAACCACUUAAGUCACAUCAAAGAAUUCACACAGGGGAGAAGCCCUACAAAUGCUCCGAGUGCGGAAAGAGCUUUGCUAACAGCAGGAACCUUAAGCGACAUCAAAGAAUUCACACAGGGGAGAAGCCCUACACAUGCUCCGAGUGUGGAAAAAGCUUUGCUGACAGGACGAACCUUAAGCAACAUCAAGGAAAACAUGUAGGGGAGAAGCCCUAUGAAUAUUCAGUGUGGAAAGAGCUUCAUGAUGAGCAAACUACUUAAGUCACAUAAUUCACACAGGGGAGAAGCCCUACAAAUGCCCAGAGUGCGGAAAGAGCUUUUCUCAGAGCCCACACCUUACACGACAUCAAAGAAUUCACACAAGGAAGAAGCUAUAAAAGUGCUCAAGAGUUUGGAAAGCAAUUCAAUCACAGUUUGCCACUUCCCUCUUGUGAAACAAUCCAUACAGGUGAGACGCGCUAUGAAUGCUUUGUAUAUGAAAAGUGCUUUCACCGGAGCAUGGACUGUACCUUGCUUCAAAGAAUUCACUCAGGAGAAAAGCUCUUUCAGUGCUCUGAGUGUGGAAGCCAGGACAUUCUUCUUCCUUUUGUUUUCGAUACAAAUUGCGAGCUGGGCAGUCUGAAGAUGGGAGUGGGGGUGGGGGCAAGUAACCCAUAUCCGAAUGAUAAGAACAGAGUGCGUAGCAUGCAACGAAAGUUUUGGCUGCAAAGUCCUUGCGCUUUACCUUGAAAGACUCGUUGAGGGGUAUAAAUAAUACUCACAGUCCUUAUUCGUCAGUAAAGUAAAGUUCUUUUACUGAGGCUUUCUUAUCAGUUUAGUAUAAACUUUCAUUUACACGCAUAGUUAUCAUAAUCAUCAUCAACACGGAUCUUCGAUCACUUAAACAUAAACCUAACAACCUAACAAGAUGCCAUUAAACACUGUGCAUCUUAAAUACAUUUCACCACUAGUUAUUGCAACAUACUUAAUUCUCCAAUUCUCCUCUGCCCAUGUCCGACACGUAGGCCACGUCCUCCAUGCUCCAGCUGCAAUCUUACCAAGUCCAGAAACAUGAUUACAAAGCUUUUAACCUUCCAACUGCAAGCAAGAAAAACAAAUUGUCACAAAAACUGUUUAAAUAAAUGUAUAUACCUUGCUCACAUUGGCAAGUUACAUUACACUGCCCCAAUUCUAUUUCACAAAUCUGUAAGUACAUAUAUACAUAUAAGUGACGUGUAACAUGUGCGUAAACCAUGCUAUCAAUAAAAUAAUUAUACAAUGUUUGGUGACCAUUCAAUAACAAAAACAGUUUUGUAACAUGAGACAAUUCAAAAACAACAGUUUUGCAGUGUGUAAUAAUUCAAUAACAAUACUUCUGCAGCGUGAACAAUUUUUCAACAGGAGUCCGGUACAUUAACCUGUUUCGCCAGGGACUGCUUCCUUGG